AUGGGACCAUCGAAACAAUUCGCCUUUGUCAACAUCUCCCACCCCGAAGAAGGCCGGAGUCGCCGCGUCUUGACCUCGGUCCGCCGCCACGUCAUGGCAGAUGUUGGUCGAGCCAAGCGCAAAAGGCCGAAAUGGAAGAUUGUUCCCCUUGAGAUUUCCAGCAGAGGCAGAUCACCCGAAGGCAAUGCAGCACAUGUCGAUACAAGCGAGACGCCUCCUCUCGCACGAAUGCCGCCGUCCUUUCAGACGCAUCUUGUAGAUCCUGAUACCCAUGCUUGCGAGCUCAUAAACUUCAUGACUGCCGAGGCCGACUACGUAUACCGACCGUUCCGCAUCUCAUGGGUCCAGAUUGGACUCUCCGAUGCAACCGCGUUCAAUUUAUGGCUCGCGCAAAUCGUUGUGAUUCGAAGCGGUGUCUCGUACGAGGGAGGAACAGCGUCACCUGAGACAGAGUACUUGGUCAACUCUGACGCGAAUAGAUACUAUAGCAAAUCGCUCACCCAGCUGUCCCAUCGACUGAGCAACCGCCAAGAGUGUAUAAGUAGUGGCGUGAUAGCAACCAUUAUGGGCUUCAUAUGCAUCGAUACACGAGUCGGGAACUGGGACCGAUACUCCAUUGACGCUGUAAGCAGCGUCGAUCUCAUAGGAGCAUCCAUGCUUGAUCGCUACCCACGCUUCCCGAUCCCAAGACGAUUCAACACUUCUUCCAACAUGGACCCGAACGACGAUGCUCCCGACAGGUUGCGCGAGUUACUUCAAACAGCAGAAGAGGUGGCCCCCGAAGGAAAGCGAAUAUACGCUAUGUUGAGAAAGAUCGCAGCCGUCAUCAGUAUGGUCAACCAAAACGCCAACGAUGCCCUCUUCUGGACUCAAGACGCAGUUCUGGUCGAGAAACUGGGGCUCGCAAGCCACUUCAUAUUAUCAGUGCCAAAAACUGCAGAAGAAAAUCCCCAGUUGGACCACUCCGUGUUUUUGGUACAGAGAAUGGUGCAGCUGGCAUGCCUGAUGAUCAUCUCCAGGCUGAAGCAACUGGCAGCCUUCCACUGCGCCGACAUGGACCCUCUCCGCGAGCGAUUCGCCAGCCUGUUCCACGAGCCUCGCAACGAGAUUCGAGCCGAGCUCGAGAUGCUGCGGCUUUGGGCAGUUGUGACGGCCUGCUCAUUGACGAACAUCGAAGCACAAGGGCCAUUUAUCCUCGAGGCAAGGUAUUUAAUAAGGGCAUUAGGCUACCGUACAGCUGAGGAAGCACUUGAGCACGUCAAAGGACUGCUUUGGCUGGAAGAUAUCGGCAUAAUCACACCCGAGGAUCUGGCUUGGUGUUGUAGUAGGUAG
Molecule: messenger RNA, 1332 nt
Organism: Trichoderma reesei QM6a
Lineage: Eukaryota; Fungi; Ascomycota; Sordariomycetes; Hypocreales; Hypocreaceae
Exons: 4
Coding region: 1-1332 (443 amino acids)
Source: RefSeq, a predicted model, not a curated record